Helianthus annuus (common sunflower) is the source of this 4983-nucleotide messenger RNA. RefSeq lists its product as uncharacterized. NCBI's taxonomy places the organism in Eukaryota, Viridiplantae, Streptophyta, Magnoliopsida, Asterales, Asteraceae. The coding region runs from base 789 to 4472 and encodes 1227 amino acids. The transcript is spliced from 9 exons. The record is from RefSeq and is a predicted model, not a curated record.
AUAACCAUAACCAAUUUCAUAUCUUCAAAAACAAAAUAACAUUAGUUGCAAGAUUUUGUUGAAACUUAAAUUCCCAUUUCAAAAAGAUAAUAAAUUUUUCUCCCCAGAUUCGCCAUUUCCCCUUCUCUAUCUCCAUUUCAAAAACCCUUUUUUCUUAUAAUAAUUUGUAGGGAAAAUAAAUUAAACCCCACAAAUUCGCAACUUUAAUCUCUCUCCAUCCGAUUCUCCCAAACCCCUUUUUUCCAACAAUCAAACACCCAAUUUUCAAAAUCAAUUUUUGAUAUUUUUACCCAUAAUUUCAAUCCGAUUUGUUGUUCAAGAUUCCACCUUUAUUGUUCAGAUUGAUUUGUGUGGUGUAAUGUUACAUAACCCUUUUUGCUGUUAGGGUUUUGUUGUCAAUCUUGUUAAUUUCUUAUCCGUAUUUAUGAUCAGAGUAUUUUAUUUUGUUUUUGUUAUGUCAACUAACAAUCUUGAAUUUGUUUUCUAGGGUUCCUGAAAAAGUUUGAUUUUUUUUUUUUAUUUUUUUUUAUGUUGGUUGACAUUUUUAGGGCCACAAUUGAUAGCACCAUAUAUGUUUUUAAAUUAUUAAUUGCACCUUUUUAACUACUAAUAUCCUAUGCAAAUAUAUACAUAUAUAUAUGUGUGUGUAUGUAUGUACUUGGUAUCUGAAAAAGCCCUUGAUUGCUAGUUUUGGAAAGCAAAAAGUUUGAUUUUUUUUUUUUGAACAAGUAAGAAGUGAGGUUGUUAGGCUUUUUGCUGUGUAGUUUAGUGGUAUUGGAUUAUUGUGUAUGGGCGAAAUCGAGGGAUGGUCACAGAUGGGUGGUGGUGGUGGUGGGGGCGGGCGGGGCCCCCUAUUGCCGAAUGGGCUAUUGCCCAAUGCUGGUCCAUUGAUAGAUAGUUUAGAUUCUGAGAGAUGGUUAAAGGCUGAGGAGCGAACGGCCGAGCUUAUAAGUUGCAUUCAACCGAAUCCGCCUUCGGAAGAACGUAGAAACGCCGUUGCUGAUUAUGUACAGCGACUUAUUAUGAAGUGUUUUCCGUGUAAGGUUUUUACAUUUGGGUCCGUACCUCUAAAAACAUAUUUACCAGACGGGGAUAUCGAUCUAACCGCAUUCAGUAGCAAUGCAAACCUAAAGGAUUCAUGGGCCAUUGAGGUCUGUGAUUUAUUGCAGGCUGAAGAGAAGAAUGAGAAUGCGGAGUUUCAUGUAAAGGAAGUUCAAUACAUUCAAGCAGAAGUGAAGAUUAUAAAAUGUUUGGUGGAGAACAUUGUGGUAGAUAUUUCCUUUAAUCAGCUUGGAGGACUUUGUACCCUUUGUUUUCUAGAGGAGGUUGACAAUUUGAUAAAUCAAAAUCAUUUAUUUAAGCGUAGCAUUAUACUAAUCAAAGCCUGGUGUUACUACGAGAGCCGUAUACUCGGGGCUCACCAUGGUCUUAUCUCUACUUACGCCCUCGAGACUUUGGUUCUUUACAUAUUUCACGUCUUCAACAAUUCUUUUGCGGGCCCACUCGAGGUGCUUUACCGUUUUCUGGAGUUCUUUAGUAAAUUCGAUUGGGACAAUUUCUGUGUUAGCUUGUGGGGCCCUGUACCCAUAAAUUCACUUCCAGAUGUAACUGCCGAGCCACCUCGUAAGGAUAGUGAAGAAUUGCUGCUUAACAAAGUGUUUCUUGAUGCGUGUAGUUACGUGUACGCCGUGUUUCCUGGCGGUCAGGAUAAUCACGGGCAGCCUUUUCUUUCCAAACAUUUUAACGUUAUCGAUCCGCUGCGUGUGAGUAAUAAUCUCGGAAGAAGUGUCAGUAAAGGUAAUUUUUACAGAAUACGUAGUGCGUUCGCGCUUGGGGCCAAAAGGCUCGCAAAGUUCCUGGACUGCCCGAAGGAAAAUCUUGUUGCGGAAGUAAACCAGUUUUUUACCAACACGUGGGACCGACAUGGCAAUGGUAUUCGUCCUGAUGCACCCUUACCCGUUACUGAUUCAACGGUUUUGAAAAUCGAUACUAAAAUGAGUACUUCAAGUGGCAAAAAGUCAGAAACUGUUGGUCAAGAGUCUGACUUUGACCACACUCGAUCUACCAAUAACCAGUCCGAAAGUUCACCCAAGGCUCGUGUUGCGACUCCUGGUCAAACUAACCAAGGUCAACGGAAUUUGAAAUCUGGUCUUUUGGUCAAUGACAUCCAACGGUCCCCGUUCGCUAGAACGCGGUCUAGCCCUGAAUUAACCGAUACGUACAAAUACGUUCCUUUUCAAGGAACCGUUAACAAACCACCUGAAAACGAAAAAACCCGUAACAGGAGGAAAAACGUUGAAACUGAAAACGAGAAAAACGAGGCUUCGUCGUUACACCAUGUGCCACAUAAGCAAAGUUUCGAACCAUCACCUGAACCAAAUAUAUAUCACCGUGAAGAUAUGCAGCAAGAGGAACAAGAUCUUGUUAACAUAAUGGCAUCUUCUUCAUUUCAUGGUUUUAACGGGCCGGUGAAUUUAGCUUCGGGUCAUUUACCUUUUCCGUUCUCGCCCUCUUUUCUAGCAUCGUUAGGAUACACACAAAGGAAUAUUCCCGGAAUGAUCCCGUCAAAUAUGCCGUUUAUUGACCCUCAAUUUGCAGCUAUGCAUUUUCCUCAUGGUUUGGUUCCUCAUUAUUUUCCCGGGGUUGAUGUGACGUCAAAUUCCGAAGAUUCGGUAAACGAAAAUAAUCUCGGGUCUGUGGAACUUAACUCCGGUGAUGAUAAUUAUAACCAUGAAAUACUGCGGGAAGCCGAGCGGGUGAAUUCGGAAAUUGUUUUGCAAGAUGAAAAUAAACCGCAAUCGUCUUCUACGAGGAUGAAUUACAUACCACCACCUCGUCGUGUGGGUGCGUCCGGUGGGUUAGUAGUAAGAAGUCAACAUAAGAAUAACAAGGAAAAACGAGACAGAUUAAGAGAGAACAACCAUUUGGAUUCUUCUCAUUCUCUAGAAAAUAGUAUAAACGAUGCGUAUUCAGAUGAACGGGCUACGAGUUCACGAUUCUCAUCUGCUGCUCACAGUAGCUCUUUAAGAAGUAAAACUUCUUCAGAGAGUUCUUGGGAUGAAACAUCAACGGUCAACAAGUCAACGAAGGGUAAAAAGGGAAAGAAAAUCGUCAAUCCUGUAGAUUUGUCUUUGUCUGACCGUUUUCAGUCUGAGGAUGAUGACGUGGAUGGUGGAACGGUUGGAACGGUUCCGCCCGCGAGUUUGAGGUCCGAGUUAGAACCUCAUGCGGUUGCUCCAAUGCAUGCUUCGAGAUCUCCCAUGCCCGGUAUCGAACCGGCUCAAACAAGUGGUUCCGAUUCCGGUUCCGGUUCCGUACUUCCAAUGGCCCCGGUGAUUAUCGGGUCCAACCCGAGACACCGGAUGGACAAUUCCGGGGGUACGCCAUUGACUUUUUAUCCCACCGGACCACCUGUCCCGUUCCUCACAAUGCUUCCGUUUUAUAACGUUCCAUCAGAGAACGGGUCAUCAGAUGCAUCAACUAGCCGUUUCGAGAGUACCGAAAAUGGCGAUGCUGGUCAAAGUUUUCAUCCGGAAGGUGUUGACCAGGUGGAGGAUUUUAGUCCUCGAGCGGCAGGCCGCCACGAGACACCAGACGAACACAGGUCUGAUAUUCUUAACAGUGACUUUGCUAGCCAUUGGCAGAAUCUACAGUUUGGGCGGUUUUGUCAAAGUCCACUUCAUCAUGGGCCCACAGUGUAUCCUUCACCGGUCAUGGUACCACCGGUUUAUUUACAGGGUCGGGUUCCGUGGGAUGGGCCUGGAAGACCCUUGCCAAACAUGAACUUAGUUACACAGCUCAUGAACUAUGGACCACGGCUCGUGCCCGUUCCACCUCUUCAGUCUGUACCCAAUAGACCUCCUAAUGUUUACCAGCAUUAUGUUGAAGAUAUGCCCAGAUACAACCGUAGUGGUACCGGGACAUAUUUACCAAAUCCUAAGGUCGCUGCUAGGGAUCGUCCUCGUAGGGGGAACUUUAACUACGAUAGAACUGAUAGUCACGGUGACAGAGACGGUAACUCGAAACCACGUGGUUCGGGACGUAACCACAACCAUAAUCAAACAGAUAAAUCAACGGCCAGGUUGGAUCGCUUGGGUUCCAGCGGAAGCCGGACAACGAAUUCACACAGAAACGAGUCAUUUUCUACAUACCAAACGCAAAAUGGUCCGUUACAUCCUGGGUCAAGUCAAAGUGGUCCUGCUAAUGUGGCUUAUGGCAUGUAUCCUUUACCAGGAGUCCCGCCCAAUGGGUCCGACGGUCCUGUUGUGAUGAUGUAUCCGUUUGAGCAAAAUCCUGGCUUUGCUUCUCAAAACGAGCCGGUUGAUGUUGGGUCAACGGGUCCCGCGGGGUUUUCUGGUGUGAAUGAUCAGUCACCACGGGGUGACGGAAGUCGUUACAGGGGAGUAGUAGAGGAACAUAGGUUAUAUUCACCAGAUCAACCGUCCUCACCCCAUCAUCAAAGGAGGGUAUGAUUGUCUUUUCGCCGCCCACCUAGGUUCAAAUUCAUUGAUCAGGUGAGACUAUGAGAGUUGCAAAAGGUGACCUUCCGGGAAUAUACAAAGAAGCGGCUCGUGGUUCCAUCAAAUGAUCCGUCUCUACUCACUGGUCGGUUCUCGGUUAUGCAAAAUCUUGAUUUUGCUUCAUGGGGUAGCAAUAGGAAGGAAGCACACAGUGAUUUCAUGUAGAAGUACGCUCAAGGCUCGCGCCCAUGGGGAGGAAGUUAUGUACGUUUUUUCCUUUUCUCAUAUAUAGGGGCUGCAACCACGGAAUAUGUAGUUUUUAACCGAGUACAAUAACUUUUUUCGGGGAUGAAGUUCGUAGGGUCUACCCUGUUAUAACUGGGUUAGGGUUUGUACCAAUUCAUUCCCAUGUAUCCUUUUGUCAUUGUAGCAUUUACAGUUAAUGAGAUGAUAGAAUCUCUCUCAUUAUAUGAGAAAUAUGUACUAAUAUAUAUUAUUAUAGCGUAACUAGUUCGCAAAGAAA